This is a messenger RNA of Colletotrichum truncatum, 798 nucleotides long. RefSeq lists its product as uncharacterized. The record is from RefSeq and is a predicted model, not a curated record. NCBI's taxonomy places the organism in Eukaryota, Fungi, Ascomycota, Sordariomycetes, Glomerellales, Glomerellaceae.
AUGGAUCGCGACCUCAGCGAGUCAGUCAAUGCUGCGAUUCUGCAGCACCUCCAGGGUAUUGCAACCGCCAUGAGACUGCCUCUCAGCAACGUCAUCCGGUACAACGAAUCCCUGUUGCUGAAGCUCCGCUUGCGUGAGGCAGCUUUUCAAUCCAGUGAGGAUAUCCGCGAGACCAUCCCCAUGAGCGAAUUUGCUGUCUUGUACCAUGGAUAUCAUGUCCAGACGGGCAGUGGUGUUGGUUGGAUCUCUGGCACCCCCGUCACUUUCAUGCCUUUCGUCAACGCGAACCAUGCCAACUUUUACAACGUGAUCCGGUACAAUGGCCAGACUGGCGCCCUGCCCAAUAUCAGCGGCGUUCCUGUCCCCGGCAUCUCUUCGGCUGGCAACUCUCCGUUGAUUUUCAUGCCUCCCACCGUCCAGGAAGCUAACCCCGGCUUCUUUGCUGGUAUGGGCGCGCCUCGACCUGGCACUGGUGGAGGUUUCGGUACAAACGCCAUCGCUGGCUACAAUCAAGACUUCCAGGCUGUCAACAAUAAUGGCAACUUUCAGCCUGCUCAGAGACUGGAGGACUUUUUCACCAACGACCACAUCGCCGGCAACUUCGCCCCCGCUGCUGAGGCUUCUUCCAGCGCCGCCGAAGCUUCUUCCAAUGCUGCUGAAGAAGGUGCGGAGACGGAUGAAGAAGAGGAAGACGACGAGGAGCAAGUUCAGUCACUGCGCUGCCACAUCUGUGACAAGAAGUACAAGGUCGCCGGCUAUCUGGCUCUGCACCUGCGCAACGUCCAUAACGAGAACUAA